CGCGUUGUUUAAGUGCUUUCGCGACCCCACGCGUCCACGAUGCACGUCCCUUAAAAAGCCCCAGGCCCGCCCGUCGCCCUGCCAUCUAUUCAGCUUUUCCUCCUCUAGAGAACAAACAACACAUCCCGCAUUCUCCCAAUUCCUCGGCUCAAGCAUCCUUGAGGCCUUCAUAGUGUCCCGAGCGUGUGUUUUAUGCAGCCAUUGCCUGCACCCUCAACAUAACCCCGCUCUCCCUGCCCUCGUGGACAUCUUGAUCUUUCGAGGCCCGCCGCCUCUGCCGCCACUGCUUCACUACCGGAAGCCCGUAUCUCCCCUUGCGGAGACUCUGUACCCUUCACCCCUCCUCUGAGCGGCCCUCGCACACAACAGCCCGCCAUGUUUGUCCGGAAGCGAGACGGACGCGAGGAGCGUGUCCAGUUCGACAAGAUCACGGCCCGCGUCUCGAGGUUGUGUUACGGCCUCGACCUGAACCAUGUCGACCCCGUUAAGAUCACCCAGAAGGUCAUCUCGGGCGUCUACGGCGGUGUCACGACGGUGCAGCUGGACGACCUGGCCGCCGAAACGGCCGCAUACAUGACCGUGACACAUCCCGACUACGCCAUCCUUGCUGCGCGCAUCGCCGUGUCCAACCUGCACAAGCAGACCAAGAAGCAGUUCUCGUCGGUCAUCAGCGACCUGUUCCACUACGUCAACCCCAAGAACGGCAGGCUGUCGCCCAUGAUCGCUCAAGAAACCUACGACUGCGUCAUGCGCCACAAGGCUGAGUUCGACUCGGCCAUUGUCUACGACCGGGACUUCAACUACCAGUACUUUGGCUUCAAGACCCUGGAGCGCUCAUACCUGCUCAAGCUCGACGGCAAGAUUGUCGAGCGCCCGCAGCACAUGAUCAUGCGCGUCGCUGUCGGCAUCUGGGGCGACAACCUCGAGCGCGUGUUUGAGACAUACAACUUGAUGUCGAGCAAGUACUUCACUCACGCCUCUCCCACUCUGUUCAACGCCGGCACGCCCCAGGCCCAGCUGUCGUCGUGCUUCCUGGUCGACAUGAAGGACGACAGCAUCGAUGGCAUCUACGACACCCUCAAAACCUGUGCUAUGAUCUCCAAGAUGGCUGGCGGUAUCGGCCUCAACAUCCACCGCAUCCGCGCCACGGGCUCCUACAUUGCCGGCACCAACGGCACAUCCAACGGUAUCGUGCCUAUGCUGCGUGUUUUCAACAACACAGCCCGCUACGUCGACCAGGGUGGCAACAAGCGCCCCGGCGCCUUCGCCAUCUACCUGGAGCCGUGGCACGCCGACGUGUUCGAGUUCCUCGACCUGCGCAAGAACCACGGCAAGGAGGAGAUUCGCGCCCGCGAUCUUUUCCUGGCCCUUUGGAUCCCGGAUCUGUUCAUGAAGCGAGUCGAGAAGAACGGCGACUGGACGCUCAUGUGCCCCAACGAGUGCCCUGGCCUGGCGGACUGCUACGGCGAUGAGUUCGAGGCUCUGUACGAAAAGUACGAGCGUGCUGGUAAGGGCCGCAAGACCCUCAAGGCGCAAAAGCUGUGGUAUGCCAUCCUCGAGGCCCAAACCGAGACUGGCAACCCUUUUAUGCUGUACAAGGACCACUGCAACCGCAAGAGCAACCAGAAGAACCUGGGCACCAUCCGUAGCUCCAACCUAUGCACCGAGAUCAUUGAGUACUCGGCUCCCGACGAGGUGGCUGUGUGCAACCUGGCGUCGCUGGCGCUGCCGCAGUUUAUCGACUACAACGAGGGCGUCUAUGACUUCCAGAAGCUGCACAAGGUCACCCAGGUCGUCGUCCGUAACCUGAACAAGAUCAUCGACGUGAACUACUACCCGGUCCAGGAGGCUCGCAACAGCAACAUGCGCCACCGCCCCAUCGGCCUGGGUGUGCAGGGCCUGGCAGAUGCCUUCCUGGCGCUGCGCCUGCCCUUCGAGUCGCCCGAGGCUCGUGAGCUCAACAAGCAGAUCUUCGAGACCAUCUACCACGCCGGCCUCACCGCCUCGUGCGAGCUGGCACGCGAGCAGGGCACCUACUCGACUUACGAGGGCUCGCCCGUGUCGCAGGGCAUCCUGCAGUACGACAUGUGGAACGUCAAGCCGUCGGAGCUCUGGGACUGGGAGGGGCUCAAGGCGGACAUCAAGCAGCAUGGUGUGCGCAACUCGCUGCUUGUGGCGCCCAUGCCCACGGCCAGCACGUCGCAGAUCCUAGGCAACAACGAGUGCUUCGAGCCCUACACGUCCAACAUCUACCAGCGCCGUGUGCUCGCUGGCGAGUUCCAGGUCGUCAACCCUUGGCUGCUUAAGGACCUCGUCGAGCUCGGCCUGUGGUCUGACGACAUGAAGAACCGCAUCAUCGCCGAGGGCGGCUCCAUUCAGAACAUCGCCAGCAUCCCCGAGGACACCAAACGCCUGUACAAGACAGUCUGGGAGAUCUCGCAGCGCACCGUCGUCCAGAUGGCUGCCGACCGCGGCGCCUUCAUCGACCAGUCGCAGUCCCUCAACAUCCACAUGCGCGAGCCCACCAUGGGCAAGAUCACGUCCAUGCACUUUGCUGGCUGGAAGCUCGGCCUCAAGACGGGCAUGUACUACCUCCGCACCCAGGCUGCCGCCCAGCCUAUCCAGUUCACCGUCGACCAGGAGGCCCUGCGCCUGCAGGAUACCGCCAUCGCCAAGCACGGCGGCGUCCUGGGCAAGCGCGCUCCUCCCAACGGCCAGUUCGUGUCCUCGGCUGCCACGGCCGCCGCCGCGUCGUCACCUAGGCCCAUGUACGCCACCAAGCGCGAGGGCACGUCGGAUCGCCUGACCACCUCCGGUGACCCGACCCCAAGCACCACACCCCCGCCUCCUGCGACUGCGACUGCUGCCGCGGCUGCCAAGAUUGCUCCCUCGCCCGUCAAGACGGUCCCGUUCAAGGCCGACGUCGCCGAGGGCGAGAGUCCCAAGGCCCUGCCCACGGAGCCGGCCGGCGAGAUCAAGGCCGAGGAGCUCCGUGACCCGACCAAGGAUGAUUCUAAGAAGGACCAGUCCGAGGACAAGGAGAACGAGAGCAAGGAGCGCGAGGGUGACAUCUACUCCGAAGCCGUGCUUGCCUGCAGCAUCGAGAACCCCGAGUCCUGCAUCAUGUGCAGCGGCUAGGCACCCAAGUCGCGGAGAGUAGAGGGUAGCGCACCAUCACCCUUCGACUUGCCUGGCUGGCCUUGAUUUGUUUUGUUUUGGAUUGUUGUUUACCUUACCCGCUCAACAUGAGGGACGAAAGAUGGAUAUGUUAUCUUGUAACGAUGGGAGCGGAUUCUAAUGUUUAGCAUGACGGGUUGGCAUCAAGAGGGGAGGGUGGGUAUAAAUUUGCGUUCGUUUCUCGUCAUGUAUUCUUGCCUGCCUACCUACUGUGGCAGUUCGCCUCAACUAUACCAUGUGUUCUUGUUUUAGCCCGCUAUCUAACAAAUACGUUGUCUUUGGCUUGA
This is a messenger RNA of Gaeumannomyces tritici R3-111a-1, 3464 nucleotides long. Its product is annotated as ribonucleoside-diphosphate reductase large subunit. Lineage: Eukaryota; Fungi; Ascomycota; Sordariomycetes; Magnaporthales; Magnaporthaceae. The transcript has 3 exons. Gene Ontology annotation, cellular component: ribonucleoside-diphosphate reductase complex. Gene Ontology annotation, biological process: DNA replication; deoxyribonucleotide biosynthetic process. The record is from RefSeq and is a predicted model, not a curated record. Bases 376 to 3138 code for a protein of 920 amino acids. Gene Ontology annotation, molecular function: ATP binding; ribonucleoside-diphosphate reductase activity, thioredoxin disulfide as acceptor.